Rhizoctonia solani is the source of this 3333-nucleotide messenger RNA. RefSeq lists its product as uncharacterized. The coding region runs from base 1 to 3333 and encodes 1110 amino acids. NCBI's taxonomy places the organism in Eukaryota, Fungi, Basidiomycota, Agaricomycetes, Cantharellales, Ceratobasidiaceae. The transcript has 19 exons. The record is from RefSeq and is a predicted model, not a curated record.
AUGGAAGCUCAAUCUAUAUGGGGUCAGCCUCUGAGCGAGUAUGCUACUCUCUAUCAAUUCGAAAAAAUUAAACAGCGAGGAAGAUUUAACGAAGACCCUGCACCCACCUUGACUCAAGAAGCAGUAGACGUACUUUCAGCCUUGAGUAGGGUUGGGAGUGAUGGCGGAGCCAAAGUUUCCAGCGCUCUUACCGCUACAGUGACUAUGCAGAACUUCCGUUCUAUACUUAAAUUAGUCCAAUAUCCCAAGGCUUAUCGCCGCUUAGCACGGCCACUGGCAAUUAGUGGAUGUAUUAAACUCAUGUCAGCCAUAAAACUGAAGGGAAAGCACUCGCCGUUUAGCUAUGAAUAUGGAUACUUAUGCUUUCGCGUUCUCACAAUCGUGCUGGGAAUUUGCAUUCUGCAUCGAUCGGAUCGGCUUGACAUCUCCAUCGAAGUGAUGCAAGAAGAUGCACCUAUGAACCCUGAACAUGAUAUAAUGCAGCACCUGGGUCAUCACGUAUCUUCGAGUAUCUUCAUCGAACUCAAGGGCCAAAACCAAGCCUGUAUCGACUUAAUAUUUAGGCGGGGCAGAGGACAAUCCCUGCUAGUUACACCACAAGACAUUGCACUCCUUUCAACAAUGUUGUGGGAUGACCGGAAAACAUUCUUUAAGGCUCUUAAAUCUACCUAUUACCCAGGAAUAGCGUCUGUGGUUUUUGUAUUGUGGCAGAUAAAUCGUCAGGAACAAAAUACCCCUACGCACAAGUUCCAGUCAAUAAUUCUGAGCGAGAUCCACUUUCGGUAUAGCCUCCUAGCGACUAGUGAUCAACAACAUGCCAUCACUUAUAUGAAUGUCGAUAUUAACUCUCGGGGCUAUCGUCCUGUCUGGGAGGCAAACACCCAGCAGGUCGAUUUGGAGGAUUGUAGGGAGAUUGUAUCGGCAUAUAUCGACCGGUUUAACCCUCUAUACCCCAUUCUGCACAGCCCCAUUGCCUUCUUGGAUGGACCAAUCUUACUGCGCCCCCUUCUUCAAUUUAUUGCUCCAGGAACUUCAGACUUGUUGCCGAAAGUUCUGGAAGUGACUGUGAAACGUAUAUGGGAAGAGGUAGAGGAUCCUUCUCCGGAUUAUAAGCCCGAUAUGCUUGUUGAUGCAGUACGAGAUACGUUUGCGAACUAUAUGGCAAUUCUUCAAACCACGGCAUUUCGUCAGAUGGAUCUCAUUUUAUUUGAACAAUUUAUAAGCGUUUUCAUUAAAUGCGGCCUCAUCGAUCUCGCGGCUCGUGCAAUAUUAUUGCUUGAGCUUCCUUCCGAGCCACCUGCACAUGAGCUUGCUGGCAGUGUAGACUACUUGCCUCGCACAAAAGCCUUCUUCGGCCAAGUGUGCAUACUCCUACCUCCAUCGUGCAUGUAUAUUGUUUGGGACCUUUUGUUCCCGGACUGGUUUAAAUACCGGAGUUACCUUGUCUGGUACUCAGAGAUCCGGGAGCUCGUUCCUAAGGAUCGUAAGAACAUCAAAGAUGUCAUUCGAUAUGUUCCAUCACGACGCGCGGUGCCGGGCUCAUCCCCUAUAUCGUGUCAUGCCGUGUUUAUGCUCGACAAACGUGAAAAUCCAGUACCUAAACGGUCUUCGGCCGCCCCAAUGAUAUCAUUUCUCGCGGCUACUAGUGCAGCCCGGGAUUCGACCAGACCCAUGAAUCGCCCGAACCUUCUGAAGUUCACUUCUUUCUCGUUUUUAUUCGCCGUUCAGGCGGGUGCGAGUCCGCUGCUCAGCGAGUACCAUCGCUAUUCUGCUCGAAACAACAACCUCCAAUGGUCCGAUUGUAGUGUGGGCCUUCCAGGUCGAGAGUGUACUCGCUUCGAGGUACCUCUUGACUGGCACAAUGACACGGCUGGCAAGGCGUCAUUGGCAGUUAUCCGGUAUCCAGCGACGAAGCAGCCGAAGCUUGGUACGCUGUUUAUGAAUCCAGGAGGACCAGGCGGGAGUGGCCUCCAAAAUGUCCAAGGCGCGUACGGAGAUACCCUAAUGGAAUAUGUGGAAGGAAAAUACGACAUCGUUAGCUGGGAUCCUCGCGGUGUAGGGCAGACCAUUCCGCGCGCGGCCUGCUUUGAAACGCCAGCCGAAGAGGAUGCCUUUUGGAAAGGCUCCAUCAUAAACGCUGGGCCAGAGGUUAGAGGCAAUUUUACCUCUCAGACCGACUUGGACGCCUUUUACUCAAAGCUCGACGAGUCCGACGCAUUGCUACAACGGCUUGGAGAAAAGUGUAUAGCGUAUAGUCCCAAUACCUUCCAGUACAUCGGAACCGCUGCAACAGUGCGGGAUAUGGUCGCUAUCCACGACGCGCUUGAAGGCCCAGGCAAGAAAAUCGACUUCUUGGGUAUCUCGUAUGGAACCAUUGUUGGGCUGCAUUUAAUCAACAUGUUUUCGGACCGAGUUGGGCAUGUCGUACUCGACGGAGUGGUUGAUCCGGUUUACUGGACGAAUCGCCCGGCCCACGAGCUCAUGAUAAAUGCCUGGGAGUCGAUCGAGGCGACGUUUGACGGGUUCGCGAAAGAGUGCGCCAAUGCGGGCCCUUCCCAUUGUGCCAUUGCGGAGCAAAACUCUACCGCAUCCAGCAUUCGCCAAUGGAUUCUCGAUCUGAUAGACGCCGCCUAUGACCGCAGGCAGGAAAUCGGCGCUUCAGCCCCAUUUAACUCUUCAUCUUUGCGCGCGCAACUUUCCAAUGAUAUCCAGUUUGACAACACAACCUCUUUGAAUAUAACUCAAACCAAGAGGUGGUUGCAACUAUUCGACUCAGUCGGCUCAAUGGGCAGCACACACUACUCGCGCCAAGAGCCAACUAGCGAGCAGACAACGAAGAACCACAAUGUUCCUGAAACAGGCAUUGGAUGCGCCGACGCUCGAGAUCCAGGGGAUGUAACAACUAAAGACGUGUUCGACACUGUCGUCAAUGUUACGCAUCGUAUCACUCCAACUUUCGGUCCUCUCGGUGUACGAUUCUUGAGCAGGGCAUUUUGCCAUCGCUGGCCGGUCCGUGCUGUUGAGCGGUACUCCGGUCCCUGGAAUAAGAAGCCACCAAAACCCAUCCUCGUCAUCGGAAAUGAGGCAGACCCUGUUACGCCUUACGUUAACGCAAAGAGCGUUGCAGACUCCUUUGGGAGCUCUGCCGUCCUGAUUAAACAGGCUGGCUACGGACAUGUAUCGCGCGAGAUGCCUUCGGAUUGCACCGUUGCUGCGAUUCAGAAGUACCUGGUGCACGACGAACUGCCAAAGAAGGAUACGUUCUGCGAGGCAACCACCAAGCUGUUCACCGAACCAGUAAAUACCACAAGUGCAUCCGGUACACCUCAGUAG